Messenger RNA from Neopsephotus bourkii (Bourke's parrot), 835 nucleotides. RefSeq names its product BTB/POZ domain-containing protein KCTD8-like. Lineage: Eukaryota; Metazoa; Chordata; Aves; Psittaciformes; Psittacidae. The coding region runs from base 7 to 723 and encodes 238 amino acids. The transcript has 3 exons. The record is from RefSeq and is a predicted model, not a curated record.
GCCAUCAUGGUGGGGCAGAGAGCCAGACCCACACCUUCUCCUUUGUUUCUAGGUCCUGCUGUACGAGGCCAACUCUCCAGGCAGCUCUCCAGGCACUGCAGCCUUCCAGGUAGCUCCUGGCUCAGCCUGCCCAUUGCCCAGCCUUUGGAACCAGAGCACAGCCCCAAAAAACCCAUGUCUUCAUCCGAGCCCAUCCUGGAUCUCAAGGCAGACAUGGCAGAAGCGCUUCCAGCCCAUGGUGACCCAGAGGAGAUGAAGCAAAGCCACGAGAUGAGGCAGGACCCAUCAAGCCCCAGCGGUGGGGAUGACUUUGCAACCUCCAGCAUGAGCAGCCGUGGUGAGUCCAUCCCAGCUCCGGCCAUGGAUGAGACCCUUGCAGGCAGGUCAGAGGGGGGAGAUCCCAGCUCCACAGACUCCUUGCCAUGGCCAGAAGCCCCCGAGGAGAGCCCAGCCCGUCCCAACACCCUGGACCUCUCCAAGUCCCUGAAGAAGCUGGAGGAGGUGAAGCAGAUGGGGCAGAGGGCAAACAGUGACCACGCAUCAGUGAAGGAGAAUGGGGUGGAGGUCAGCCCUGCCGUGGUGGUGGUGAGUGAGGAGCGGCGGGCGAUGGAGACCGAGCUGGGCAAAUGCAUCGAGGACUUCCGCAAGAUCAAGAUCCCUGUUGCCUUCCCCAACAAGAAGCGUCAGUGGCAGAGCGAGCUGCUGAAGAAAUACCAGCUGUGAGCCCUCUGGUGUGCUGAGGGUCUCCACCAGCAUCCCCGGGUAGCAGCAGGAGGUGUCUGCACUCCCGAAACGAGGAGUGUGGGGUGCUCAUCAAGCCCAUCCAUCAGACAGG